UGCGCGCUGUACGUGGGCAUCAUGGUGGUGGAGAAGGUGCUCAUUACCGGCCUUUUAGCCUUCCAAUUCUGGUCCAGCGUCAGGGAUCUUAUCCUGGCCCCCAUAACCGAUCCUCAAGUGCGCGUGGCGGUGGUCGUGCUAGUCAUUCCAUUCUUUGUUAAUGCACUUAUCUUCUGGGUAACAGACAACUUCUUGAUGCUGAAGGUGCGACAAAUACACAAUGACAGCGUAGAGAGUGGAUACAGUGAAGUCUCCACCUCCGGCUCAGCUAGGGGAUUCUCAAAGGUCCGUUACAAGAGACAUGACGUUCAGCAGGAGGACGAGUCUGACAUCCUCCUGUCGUCAUCUUCAAAUGACGACGAGCUCCUCGGCAGAAAUGAAAACCUUCAGGAACGUCAUGUGAGCCGCACCCUGACAUAACUGCGGCAUGACUAAGGCCUUAAAGAUGUAGUAGUUAUAAGGGUUUUACUAAGAGAACGGCUUGUUCCUUGACAGUGGUUUUAUUUAUUUAUUUAUUAAUUAUUAUUGUUAUUAUUAUUAUUAUUAUUAAUAUUAUUAUUAUUUUUAUUAUUAUUAUCAUCAUUAUUAUUAUUAUUAUUAUUGUU
Messenger RNA from Penaeus indicus, 605 nucleotides. Its product is annotated as store-operated calcium entry regulator STIMATE-like. The transcript is spliced from 3 exons. The coding region runs from base 22 to 420 and encodes 132 amino acids. Gene Ontology annotation, cellular component: membrane. NCBI's taxonomy places the organism in Eukaryota, Metazoa, Arthropoda, Malacostraca, Decapoda, Penaeidae. The record is from RefSeq and is a predicted model, not a curated record.